Messenger RNA from Saccostrea cuccullata (small rock oyster), 1913 nucleotides. RefSeq lists its product as uncharacterized. Gene Ontology annotation, biological process: protein polyubiquitination; proteasome-mediated ubiquitin-dependent protein catabolic process. Gene Ontology annotation, molecular function: ubiquitin protein ligase activity; zinc ion binding. The coding region runs from base 90 to 1913 and encodes 607 amino acids. The transcript is spliced from 2 exons. The record is from RefSeq and is a predicted model, not a curated record. NCBI's taxonomy places the organism in Eukaryota, Metazoa, Mollusca, Bivalvia, Ostreida, Ostreidae.
AUGUGUCAUGUGAGAAGAGUAUAGACACACAUUUUGUAAUUUUGAAAACGGACGGAAAGAGUUUAUAUUAAGAGCCGUAAGGAUAAGGAAUGGAUCCCCGUAUCAGUGCCCAGGAUUUGAUGCGAUGUGACCACUGCGAGACUGCUAUAGUACAGAUGCACUGUGAUACAUGCCUCGUCAACCUGUGCAAAGCCUGUGUGGGAGAACACAUCUCAAUCGCUGGAUCCAAGGAUCACAAGGUGGUCAAUUUUCAGUUAAAGAAUUCUAUUCCCCUCUUCCCUGAAUGUACCUCCCAUGAAAAAGAACAAUGCGAGAUGUACUGUAAACAUUGUGACAUCCCUGUCUGUCAAACUUGCCUGGCAUCUGAUCAACACCUAGGUCAUAAGUUAUCAAAAAUCUUGAACGUAGUCAGUGAAAAGAAAGACUUGAUAAGGAAAGAGCAAAACGAAUUAAAGGGAACAAUUUAUCCAACCUAUCAGGGCAUUGCAGCAGAUACGCAAAACAAAAUGCGUCAGUUAGAAAAGGAAUACGGAGAGCUCUCAACAGCUAUAACAAAACAUGGAGAGGACUUGCACAGAGAAAUUGACAAACUUGUCAGUAAACUGAAGGCUCAAGUUGAAAAAAUGAAGACUUCACAGUUACAAACUUUACAGACACAGCUUGAUGAAAUCAACAAGAAUGUUACUGACAUUAAAGAUACCCUUGAUAUUGCUGUAGACUCUAAUGACAUUUCAAAACUAUGCAGUGUAAAAUUACGUGUAGAUCAAUAUAAAAACCUUCCACAAAAGCAUGUUCUGUCUGUGCCGAAAUUCACUCCAGGGACAACCAAAAGUGAUGAACUUUGUAAAUUGUUUGGAGAUUUAUCAUCAAUUUCUGUUAAAUCGGAGGAGCAUGGAUACCGUAUUACGAAAUCACAAAAAUCACCAGAAAUGGAAACUCCAGAAGUUAAUUCUCCCUCAUUCAAUCAAAAAACACUAGAAAGAAGAUGUCAACCUGUCAGACCAGUAAAAAGAUUCCUUCAGAUACCAAAGAUUCAUUCUGAAAGUAUUGCAUAUUUUGGCUACUUUCUAAAUGUUGCAAGUUUGAGAAACGAACAGAUAUGGGUAUGUGGAAGUAGCAAAAGGAUGGACCUCUACAGAAUCGAGGAGUACUUUCGAUGUACCCUCGACUAUCAGAAACCACCACUGAAAACAAUCACAACAAAAUCAGGAAACAGGCCAUCAGACAUAGCGGUGUCAAGAAGUGGAUAUCUUAUUAACUCUGAUUACAUGGAUAGGACUGUUAACAUUGUGGAGAAUAAUUCAAACAUAAAGGCGGUGAUCAGACUGCAAAAGUGGAGACCUGGAGCUGUAUGCAGCACUUCUACUAAUGACCUCUUGGUUACAUUGGAAAGUAAUGACAGAAAUCAUUCAAAAGUUGUCCGAUACUCUGACUUCAAAGAGAAACAAUCCAUUCAGUUUGAUCAUACUUGUACACCUCUUUAUUCAUCUGGAUUUUCUUUAAAAUACAUAUGCGAAAACAGGAACCUUGAUAUCUGUGUAGCAGACUGCGGAGCUAGGGCGUUAGUGGUGGUCAAUCAGGCGGGGAAAUUUAGAUUCAUAUAUUACGGACAUACUCCUUCUCCAAAGCAUCAACCAUUCAGUCCAUGUGGUAUCACAACAGACAGUCAGUGCCACAUCCUUACAAGUGAUGAUAACAAUUACUGUGUUCACAUCCUAAAUGAGGAUGGAGCGUUCCUACGUUUCAUAAACUGUGGGGAAACAUUUAAACUACAUGGACUGUGUACAAAUGCUAGUGACAAUCUGUUUGUUCUUAGUUCCAGAGGAUACACAUUUCAAGAUGUUGUAAACUUUUUUCGGUCUGAUGCUAAUUCAGAUAUUUAUAAUGUGAUGAAAAUCAAAUAUUUACAGUGA